This is a messenger RNA of Lathyrus oleraceus (garden pea), 5826 nucleotides long. RefSeq names its product protein NETWORKED 1D. The record is from RefSeq and is a predicted model, not a curated record. The coding region runs from base 355 to 5592 and encodes 1745 amino acids. Gene Ontology annotation, cellular component: plasma membrane. NCBI's taxonomy places the organism in Eukaryota, Viridiplantae, Streptophyta, Magnoliopsida, Fabales, Fabaceae. The transcript is spliced from 5 exons. Gene Ontology annotation, molecular function: actin filament binding.
UUCACUUUACCAAGUUCUCAGAUUCUUAGAGACAGUACCAACCUAUAGUGCCUAAAAAGCAAAGCAUAACAAAAGUGAGAGAAAACAACAUUGUCCAUAUGACACAAGAUCUAAAAUCAACAUGGGAUGAACUUGUUUAUCGAUGAUGCUGUUAUUUGGAACAAAAUGGUUUCAUCAAGUGUUUCUUACUGAUUCUGGUGUGUCAGUUGUUUGUUUCUUCAUUCUUGGAAUUUGAGACUUGAGAGAGUUUAAAGAAGCAACAAGGAUAUUGAUUGUGUUGAGUGAUUCUGGUUUUUUUUUCUGAAUAUUUGGUGGAUCAGUUUACUUUCAACAUCAGAAGAGACAGUGUUGGUAAUGACUUCUCUGUCUCGUAGUGAUUCUAAUAAAAAAUAUUCAUGGUGGUGGGACAGUCACAUAAGCCCCAAGAACUCAAAAUGGCUCCAAGAAAAUCUCACAGAUAUGGAUGUCAAGGUGAAGCAAAUGAUAAAGCUUAUCGAAGAAGACGCGGAUUCCUUUGCCAGAAGGGCAGAAAUGUAUUACAAGAAGCGUCCAGAGCUUAUGAAGUUGGUUGAAGAGUUUUACCGAGCAUAUCGAGCAUUGGCUGAGAGAUAUGAUCAUGCGACUGGAGUGAUACGUCAGGCCCAUCGUACGAUGGCUGAGGCUUUUCCAAAUCAAGUCCCACCGGUAUCAGCAGACGAUUUACAUGCCGUUUCUUCCAUGGAGAUUGGGCAGCCGCGUACACCAGAUUCUACCUGCCACUCACAUGCAUUUUCUGACUCGGAUGAAUUGCAAAAGGGUGAUUCUACUCAUGAAACAGAUAUUGCAAUGAGCAGAAAGGGUUUGAAACAGCUUAAUGAUCUCUUCAUGACAGGAGAAUCAGUAAGUCAUAUAAAAUUUGCCGAAGGACGUGCUAGAAGGGGGCUUAAUUUUCAUGACACACAGGAGACUAAUGGAGUAAACAAUGGAAGCCAUGAGAAUAAUCUCUUAUCGGAUUCCGACCGGAUGACCAGAACCGAGACAGAAAUUUUGGCAUUAAAGAUAAGCCUUGCUAAACUGGAAAGUGAAAAGGAAGACGGCUUGAUUCAGUAUCAGCAGAGUCUGGAGAGAUUAUCUAAUCUGGAAUCAGAAGUGUCUCGUGCAAGAGAGAUUUCUCAAGGACUUGAUGACCGAGCCAGCAAAGCCGAAGCCGAAGUUCAAACCUUGAAAGAAACCCUCGAUGAAUUGCAGUCUGAACGAGAAAAUAAUCUUCUUCAGUACCAGCAGUGCUUAGACAAAAUAUCUACUCUGGAGAAAAAUAUUUCUUCCGCUCAAAAGGAUAUAGGAGAAUUUAACGAACGGGCUACCAGAGCUGAAACUGAAGCCGAAUCCUUAAAGGCUGACCUUGCUAGAUUAGUUGCUCAAAAGGAAGCUGUCCUUUUUCAGUAUAACCAGACCUUGGAAACAUUGUCAAAACUAGAGGAGAAAUUAGUGCAAGCCGAUGAGAAUGCAAGGAGAACUAAUGAGCAAGCGAGUAUAGCUAAAAAUGAAAUUGAGGACAUGAGAUUAGAAAUUGGUAAACUUACCAAAGAGAAAGAGGAUGCGGCUCUUCGUUAUCAGGAAUGCUUGGAGAUAAUUUCUAGUUUGGAGCAUAAACUCUCUUGUGCCCAAGAGGAGGUACAUGAGCUAAAUUGCAAGAUAAAUGAUGGAGCUCAAAAGUUACAUGUUUCGGAGCAGAAGUGUGUUCUCAUGGAAACAUCAAAUCACACUCUACAAUCUGAAUUGCAGUCUUUGGCACAGAAGAUGGGGUCUCAAAGUGAAGAACUUAGUGAGAAGCAGAAGGAAUUGGGUAGAUUUUGGACUUGCAUACAAGAGGAGAGGAUGCGAUUCAUUGAGGCUGAAACUGCUUUCCAAACUCUUCAGAAUGUGCAUUCUCAAUCUCAGGAAGAACUUAAAUCUCUUGCAGCCGAGCUUCAUAAUAAGGUUGAAAUUCUCGAGACAAUGGAAUCACGUAAGCAGGCUUUAGAGGACGAAGUACACGAGGCCAAGGAGGAAAACAAAGUUCUAAAUGAUCUCAAACUGUCUUCAUCUUUGUCUAUGAAUAAUUUGCAGGAUGAGAUGUUAAAUCUCAGGGAAACAAUAAAGAAACUCGAACUUGAGGUUGGAUUGCGAGUAGAUGAAAGAAACGCUCUUCAGCAGGAAAUUUACUGUCUUAAAGAGGAGCUGAAUGAUGUGAACAAAAGAUACGAAUCCACGGUGGAGGAGGUCAGAUCAACCGGCUUAGACCCACAAUGCUUUUCCUUAUAUGUGAAGGUAUUGCAAAAUGAAAACUCAAAGCUGAAGGAAACAAGCGAGUCUGAAAAAGUUGAAAACGCAGCUCUUAACAAGAAACUGGAGAUCAUGGAGAGGCUUCUGGAGAAAAAUGCUAAUUUGGAGAAUUCCCUUUCAGAUUUGAAUGCCGAGCUAGAGAGUGUCAGAGGAAUGGUAAAGGUAUUGGAAGAAACUUGUGAAUCCUUGCUCGCGGAGAAAUCUACCCUUGCUGCUGAGAAGGCAACCCUGUUUUAUCAGUUGCAAACCACAGCUGAAAAGCUGGAAAAGCUUUCAAAAAAAUAUCACAUUUUAGAAAAUUCACUAUUUGAUGUGAAUGCCGAGCUUGAAGGAUUAAGGGUAAAGUCAGCGAUUUUGGAAGAGACUUGCCUCUCACUUGACCAUGAGAAGUCUAGUCUCGCCUCUGAGAAAGAAACCGUAGAUUCACAAUUGAACAUGACUCGUCAAACACUUAAAAUUCUUGAGAAACAACAUAGUGAGUUGGAACUGCAACAUUUGGAAUUAAAAGCAGAAAGGGAGUCUGCACUUCAAAAGGUGGAAGAUCUACUGGUUUCAUUAUAUGCUGAAAGGGAAGAACAUUCUAGAAUCGUGCAAUUGAAUGAAGGCCACUUGGUUGAGAGGGAAUUUCAAAUUCAUAUUCUACAAGAAGAUGCAAAUUACCAGAAAAAGGAAUCUGAAGAGGAACUGGACAGAAAUCUACGCACUCAAAUAGAAAUUUUCAUCUUGCAUGAAUGUAUUCGUGAAUCGGAGAAAAAUAAUUUUUCCCUUCUAGUUGAGCGUCAGAGACUCUUGGAGGCAUCCAACAUGUCUGACAGAUUGAUAUCUAAAUUGGAGAAUGACAAUGUUCAAAAGCAAGUUGAUGCAAAUUUGUUGUCUGAGAAAAUUAACGUGCUAAGGAUUGCGCUGCUUCAGGUGUUAAAAACUCUUGACAGUAACAGUGAGCAUUUGCCUGAAGAUAAUGUUAAAGAAGACCAGAAGCUUCUGAACAACAUACUCGACAAACUUGAGGAGAAAGAAAAUUCUUUUGUCGAUGUUUUUCGUGAAAACCAGCAAAUGACCAUUGAGAAUUCAGUUCUUGUUACAUUCCUUAGCCAGAUGAAAUUAAAGGCCGAAAAUAUUGCAACAGAAAGAGAAGCUCUUGAUGGGGAGUUGAGGAUCCAGUCUAAGCAAUACAUGGCAUUGCAAGAAGAGGUACAAAAGACGCUAGAGAAGAAUCAGGCAUUGAAGUUAACAAUAAGCAGAGGAGAAGAGAAAAUGGAAGUAAUGACAACUGAAAACUUGAUGGCACUUACUGAACUAAACAAAGAACUGGAUAAACUUGUUUCAGUAAAUACCAACCUUGAAGAGAGAUUGAAAGUAGUGAUGGGAAAAUCAGAAGAUGUGCAAAUGGAAAACUCAUAUCUUAAGGAGUCAUUUGUAGUGUUGAACACUGAAUUAAAAUUAGUUGAAUCUGUCAAUGAUAAGUUAAAUUGUCAGAUUAGGAAUGAUAAGGAAUUAUUGUCUCAAAAGGAAAACGAUAUUUUGGAAGCAGCAGAGAUGUUUAGUGCUUUACAGGAAGAGAAAAAAGCAUUGCAAAUACUGGUGGUAGAUCUGAAGAGUAAGUACGAAGAGGCGAUGGCGAUACUUGAAGACCAAGGCAGUCAAAUUUUAAAACUAUCCUCAGACAAGGAUCAUCAAAUUGAAGAGCAUGAAUUCCUUUGUGAAGUGAAUAAGAAGUUGGAGGAAGAAAUGAGGCAUCUGCAUCAAGAACUCAGAGAAACUAAACUGAUGGAAAAAAAGCUAAGUUAUGAGAAUGAACAAUGGGAAUCUCAGUCUGCUACAUUCUAUACUGGAAUGCAGAUUUCUACUGUCAAUGAGACAUUCUUUGAAGGGAAGGUUCGUGAGCUAGCGGAUGCGUGUGAGAAUCUUGAAUACAGAUGCAGCUCCAACGUUAUGGAAAGUGAAAAGCUGAAAGAAAGAGUCGACAACAUGGAAGAUGAAAACAAGAAAUUAAGGGUCCAAUUGGCUGCUUAUGUCCCAGCUGUCAGUGGUUUGAAUGAUUGUAUAACAUCCUUGGAGAUGCAGACGCAUGGUCAAGCAAAACCUAAUGACAUCAAAGAAUCAAAGGUUAAAAAGUUGGUAAAUAUAAAAUACGCUGAAGGCGAUCCACGAACAAGUGAAGAUCCAACUGCUACGGAAACAGAUGCACUUCCAGACUUCCAAGACAUGCAGAAAAGGGUUAAUGCAAUUGAAAUGGCUAUAAGACAGAUGAAUGAAAGUUUCAAACCUAAGGAUGAAAUGAGAGAGAUUCAAGUUUUAAAAUCAGGAAUCAGCUGGCUCCAAGGAAAUGCUCAAGCAAAAAAGCAUUCUACUCAAAUGGAUGAAGCCAAGGAGCAUCAGUAUGGAGCUGUUUAUGGACAUAAGACGAGAAAGUCAUCGCAAGAUAUUCCUGUAACAGAAAUCGAAGUUCUUCCGAAAGACAUCAUGCUUGAUCAUACAUCUGAAUGUUCAUCGUAUGGGAUUAGUAGGAGAGGAGCUCAUAAGUCUGAUGAGCAGAUGCUUGAAUUGUGGGAAACUGCUGAUCAAGAUGGCAUUAUUGGCGUGACAGUUGGCAAGGCACAGAAGGAAACUGCACCUAUUGGAUACCAACAAAGGAGACUAUCCAAGGAAUCCAAAAAAAAGUAUCCUUCGGUAGAGUCCUUGAUUGAAAAGGAAUUGAGUGUAGACAAAUUAGAGAUCUCAAGAACACAGACGCGGCCGCUGCUGCUUGAAGGCAAUAAGAGAAAGGUUUUAGAAAGACUUGAUUCAGAUGCUCAAAAGCUGAUGAACCUCGAAAUCACCGUACAAGAUUUGAUAAACAAGAUGGGCAUUAUUGAGAAGAGCACAACGGGAAAAGGUGUUGAGUACGAUGAUGUGAAAGGACAUCUUGAAGCUGCUCAAGAGGCCAUCACAAAGCUGUUUGAUGCCAACCGCAGGUUGCUGAAGAAUGUAGAAGAAGGAACUUCGUCCUUUUCUGGGAAGUCUACAACAGUGUCAGAUGAGAGUGGAAGUAGCAGAAGAGUUUCAGAACAGGCUCGAAGAGGAUCUGAAAAAAUAGGACGGCUACAAUUGGAGGUGCAAAGGCUUCAAUUUUUACUUCUAAAAUUGAAUGAUGACAAAGAAGGCAAAGGAAAAGCAAUGAUUGAUGAUCAAAAUCCAAGAGUCCUUUUGCGAGAUUAUCUCUAUGGUGGGACAAAGAAGAGCUACUACAAGAGGAAGAAGAAAGCCUCCUUUUGCGGAUGCAUACAACCUCCAACUAAGGGAGAUUGAAUCAGCAAGAUUUUUAACAUAGUUUAAAAUACAUGGGACAAAUGAUACAUUAGCUUUCUUUGUAAACUUGCCUUUAUAGUCUAGACAUGUUUAAAGACCCUGCAUAUUUUACUAUGGAGAGGAUCCGGGGUUAACAUAGUAUUUAGAUCCUGACAUCCUGUUGUACAUGUAGCGUACCAUUCACUCAGUAGAAAGAGGCUGGGACAAAAUUCUCGCCAUUUCAUUUUCUGAAAA